UCCUGAUUCAGUACAAAACGACUCAUUCACGGCUCACACAUCUCUCGUGUACAUUCCAAUGGGCUUACCAGUGAUCAGAAAAGUUAUAGCAUCAGGAUUAAUGGGGGUGUCAUCUUUGCGACCGAAUUGCAGCAUGGCAGCUCUGUCCCGGUGCUGAACGUCACGUGCACCUUCGUUAUUGAUGAGCACACGAUGGUCACUGAACUUACACGGCAGCCAUGACAGACGUGGCCAUUCUUCAGGGAGCUUUCCUCCUGUCUGAUAAGUUAUGUCUGCCCUCCUCCUUGAGCUCUAUUCAAAAGUCUGAUUGGAAUAAGGUGGGCAAUCCCAUCCCAGCUGCACUGAGAGAAAUCUGCGGCAAGGAAGAUGUUGCCUCCUGGAGGAAGAAAAUCAUUUGUGUUGUGUGGUUGAAGUUGUUGAGCCGGGAGAAUGGAGAAGAUGUAGAGGAGGCCUGGACAGAAAGCGCCUUCUUCGCUUUACAGAACGCCCUCCCUGAGAUCAACCAUGUCGUCCUCAUGGAACUGGUUAAGUCCUUGUCAGCUGCAGACAUAUUUGUUGAUUUUUUACUUCAUCUCCCUCAACAACAGAUCUGCUCAGAGCUGGAACGUUUGACAGAACAUGUGAAGAGCAGCCCUAAGAGUGAGGAUGAUGUCCACUUCCUCCUUGAUGUUUGGCGGGAACUUUGGAAAGGCGGAGCUAAGCAGUUGAGGGAUAGUCAGGAUAGUAUGGAGUUGGUGUUUGCGAACCACGUGGCACAUCUCACCUCCAAGUCUGCUAGUUGGGAUCAUCAGGCUGCCAAGAGGUUGAAAUUGGACCCAGCGACAUUGGAACCAAACACUGAUGUCCUUGACAUUCUCCUUCACACCCUCAAAGAUAUGAAAGAACUCGUAUCUCAACCAGAGCUCUGCUUCCAUGCACUUUCCAGUUGCCUCAAUGCCCUUUACACAUCUUUCUUCAUUGAACAUUCAGUGUUGCUUCCAACUGAAGAUAAGAUCAUGUAUCUCUCCAAAGCCGUGAGCAUCAAAGAAAAUAGGGACAAGCUGAGUUCAGAACUUAUUCAGGAGGCUCAGCAAGAACUCAGAGCUUCUCAUACCCCAUCCCACCAUCUGAGCAGGAUGAGCUUUCACGAAGCCCUGAAGAACGUGACGGAACUCGCCCAGUUCUGGCAAAACCGCGGGUUGCUGAAAGUGUGCAGCAGCUCUACUCCCGCUUACGCAGAAUUCAAAUUACAGCAAAGUGUCCUCAGGAUCCUGGCCGCUCUAGAAAAAUCACACAUGAGGGAUGCCACAGCUGAACAAGAGGAUGAGAAGAAUCAACUCACAACUUUACUGGAGUCGUUGUCCUUCCCCGUUUUCGAAAGUACCUCUGAAAUGAGCAUGAGGGUUGCUGUUACCAUCAUCAGCCACCGCCUGGAGGACUAUCAAAAUGUUGCUUUGUUCUUCGCCGGUGAAAAAAGCUGGGUUGCCUGCGAUGAGCCGUGGUUGGACUGCCUCGUAAAGAACCAAGAAGCCUUCCAGCAGUGCGACACACUGAUCCAACUGUCCUCCACGCUCAGAAGUCAACUCCACACAGAGAACGUGAGCCACUGCAGAAGGCUGCUGAAAGUGGUCACAGCAGUGUUCACCACACUCUCCUUGGAGGACAAGAAUGAAGCUUUGACUGCUAUUCUGAGAUUGUCCCCUCGGGGGUUCUUUGGAUGCCCGGGUUCCUCCGCUUUGGCUGCCAGCUUUGAGCAGGAGCUCAAUAUGGCCUUCAACUGCAUCAUACAAGGAGGGGCCGGGGCACACACGGAAGGCAACUUGGGCACAGCGGUUUCUUUAGUAGCAAGGGUGGCCUUCCAGAACCCAGAGGCUACUUUAAGAUCCUGCUGUCAUUCUGCCAUUUUCAAUAAGGGCGCAUUCUGUCUUAUGAGUAAGAUCCUGCAGCAGUUGCCUGGACUCAGAGGUGUCACGGAGAGCAAAGGAGAAGAUGAACAAAGUGAAGAAAGGAGAAAUCCUACCAAAGGCAGCAGUCUCCUCUGCAGAUGUCUGCAGGAAACGAUAAUCAGCAGAUCACUGGCAGACAGCGAAAAGGAACAGUUCCUCAAGUUUGUGACUCUGUUGAUGAUGCCAACAGAGACGGGUGGAGGUGAAAGAGGGAGUCUUCUGUCACCUCAGGAGCUGGUCAACACUUUCGUCCUGCCUAACCUGUCUCUCAACAGUGGCAACUCCAUCGAUGUUGAGCUGAGCCUGCAGCUCCUACACGCCGCUUUGUGUGUGGACGGCCAGGAAGUAGACUCCUCCUCAGCUCGCGGUGUGCUGGACUGUUCCCCAUUUCCUCUGCUCUUCACCCUGGCCCAGCUCCAUGACCAGGCCCUCAGAUGUUGGGAGCAACCACCCAAGGGCACUGUCCACCGUUGGUCCAUGGACACCAAAGAGCUGCUUGUAUCAGUGCUGGUCCGACUGGCACAGUUGGUGGGUACGGAGGUGGCAGCCGCCCCCAGUCGCUGGUCCAGGGCUCUGUUCUGGCUCCAUGACAAGAUGAAGGAACUUGACUGGACGGUUUACUUCCACCUGAAGCCUGUGUGGGGCGAACACUUCAAAAACGAAGUGCCCUCAUCUCUGUUGACGGUGUGUGAGCUACCUGAGCAGGAAUGGUUGGGUUUGGACCUGCCCCAGUAUGGGUACGGUACAGGUCUUUUGGCGUGGAUGGAGUGCUGCACUUUAUCUGAUGAGCUUCAGUCCAUGAUGUUGUCUUGUCUUUCUCUGGACCGAAGCCAGCCUGACCAUGUUGGCAUGUUCAGUAAGGGCCUCCUGGUGGCAUUGAGCCAGACCUUUCCCUGGUGCUCCAUACCCCAAUGGAGCAGAUUACUCCGAGCCAUAAAGGAGCUGAUGACCUUGGGGUACCUCUAUGUCCCCUUUUCCCUGGAGUACGUGGACUUCUUGCCCCUCUUGGACCUGAGGAGGUUUUCCUAUGAGCUCUGUCUGUCUGUUCUCCUGCUGCGGGUCCUGCAGCUGCUCUGUGGAUCCAGUUGUUCUCAUUGGCUGUUAGGAGACGGUUGGGCCCACGUUGCCAGAUUGUAUGCUCACGCUGUGAGGGAAAUGGUGGACUCACUAAGAGCCAAGGUGCCCCUGCCUCCAUCUAGGCCUUUGGGGUCCGUCUUACAGAAAGCAUGUGGAGCAACACAGGGAGGCUCUGAUUCGAGACAAGACUCUUUGAAAGCCACACAAACAGAGGAAACUGUUCCGUGUCAGGAGGUCCUCUUUGUGCUCACUCAGCUCUUCUGCCAUGUUCAACACAUUCAGGUGAUGAUGCCAAGUGGCCAGAGCGAGCCUCUCUUCCUGGCCAGCCUGGAGAUCCUGAGUCACUACGAGGCCAUCGUCUGCGCUUUCCCACAGAGUAGCAGCGCGCUGGAGAACGACAAUACCAAGCACUUAUUCCGCACCAUCACAGAUAACCUGGAGAACCAGGAGAUGAAGUCUCUUCUGCAGCAGAAGAUCGCUCAGCUCGCGGCAUCCACCGCCUGAUAACGUCCCUCGCCAUUUUUCUCCUUGUGUAUUUCACGAAUGGAAAGUUCACUUUAGCACUUCUGCAUAUGCGGUUUGCAGUUCUAGCUCAUACAGUCCAUUGUGCUGUAGGAUCGGGGGGUGAAUUAAAGGCAAGUCUUUCACACCAGAUGUGUUUUUGGAUGUGUGAAGCUGAGCUGGCUGGUAAAAACAAAGACCGAUGAGUGCUGCUUGUGAAAUGUAGCAAUAGAGAAUUCCUAAAUUUAUCACAAAAAUGGCGAGUCAAAUUGUCUUUUCACAAUAAAAUCACUGAAUGAUUUCACUGAAUGCAUUCUUUCCAAAAGUAAUGAUUUCAGCUUGAUACAACAGUGUAUUGAAAUAAAUGACCGAUAAAUAUUACAAUAAUUUGAAUAUAUAGAUUUAUUAACUUUAAAAUUACUAAAUUUGUAACACAUGAAAUAUAUAUACUGUAUAUUUUUGGUGAUGCAUUAAUGAAGUGUUUCCCCCUGGAGUAUAUGUAUAUUAAUUAUGUUAUUAAGUUAAGCUAAAACACACAUUCCCCAACACUCUAUAGCAGGGGUUCCCAAACUUUACCAACUCAGGGCCCACUUAAAAAUCUAAAAAAUGUCCGCGACCCACCUUUGUCCUCAGUACAUAGACGAAAUGUGUUCUCAUAGCACUUAACUUAUUAUUAUAAAGAUUCAGGAUUGAAAUGAAAGUAGGGGGAUGAAGGAAGCCCAAACUUUAAAUCUGUGGUGUACACACAAGACAAAAUUAAUUCUCAUACUUUUCAUAACUGCAUUCAACACUGGCAUGAUGACCAGAGAGCUACGUUCCAAUCAUAAACUGUAUAAGGUUCCUAAAAUAUUGUGACAGGUCAAUAACACUCAAUUGGUUAUUACUUAGGCCUAUAAAUAUUUUACAAUACAAAUAAUUUUAAAAAUAUUAGCAAAAAUUAAUCAUAUUUGUUUUCUCUGGGUACUCCGGUUUCCUCCCACAUUCCAAAAACAUGCUAGGUUAAUUGGCCACUCCAAAUUGUCCAUAGGUAUGAAUGUGAGUGUGAAUGGUUGGUUGUCUAUAUGUGCCCUGUGAUUGGCUGGCCACCAGUCCAGGGUGUACCCCGCCGCUCGCCCAUAGACAGCUGGGAUAGGCUCCAGCAUCCCUCGUGAGGAAAAAGCGGUAGAAAAUGAAUGAAUGAAUGAAUCAUAUUUGUAAUGACCUCUCAUGGCCCACCACUUUGGGAAUAACUGCUCCAUAGUGUUUCCAAUAGCUAUGCAUUUGCCAAAAUGACUCCCAAAUGUUUAAAAGCUUCAACAACAUGUACACACAUCAUGCAUGCUUCCAUUUUUAUUUACACUAUUGAUGAUGCAAACAAUUCUUACAAAUAUAUCAUGUUAGAAAUAGCUGUCUAAAAACAGCGCUUUUAUUGGAGGGAUUUUUAGAUGAGUUAUUACAUAGAGAGGCUGGACUAAACCCAUUCAUAACGCUUUUUAAUGAUUUGUUUUCAACCAGUGUCCUCCUCUGUUGACUCCCAUUAAGUCCGCUUUGGUCAAAGGACGACGGAUGGUGCGAUCUGACACAUCAAGCUACUUGGAGAAAGUCUUCCAACCUUUACCUUUAACAUGAUUGUCUAUCAUUUUCUUUCUAAUCUCCUGAGUGUGCUACACACCGUGUCACCAAACAGCACAGUGAUUACCUUGUAGGCCAUGAAACACUUAUAUGCUAGGACUACGUUAAAAAGCCAUAGCAAUUCAGUAUGUGGAAUCAAACUACGGAUUGGACUGAGUAAGGACCUCAAACAAUGCACAACGAUGAGCCAAUUCAAGAAACAAUACAAGCAGUUGAUGUUUGCUAAAUACAAGGAUGAAGAGUCUUGAACCAGUCAUGAUGUGCUAUAUAUAUCACUAUAUUGACACUUACUAUGGUACACAUUAGGUCAUUGUAUGGGCAUAUCACCUUGUACUUCGGUACGGGACAAUUUUUUUAUUUUUUUUUUUAGAUAAAAAAAAAAAACAACUAUAUUAGGAAAGCAGGAAGUGAACAAAUAUAACAGUUACUGAUUGUAAAAGUACCAGAUGGAGGGGUAGGAUUUAAUAAGCUUUGCUUCUUCCUACUCCUUUUGGACAUGUAGAACUGGGAACUGAUUAUGUGAUGCAUUCAAUUGUAAUCUGAUGCAUGUUCAACUGA
Doryrhamphus excisus (bluestripe pipefish) is the source of this 5672-nucleotide messenger RNA. RefSeq names its product gem (nuclear organelle) associated protein 4 (gene gemin4). The record is from RefSeq and is a predicted model, not a curated record. Gene Ontology annotation, biological process: spliceosomal snRNP assembly; rRNA processing. Lineage: Eukaryota; Metazoa; Chordata; Actinopteri; Syngnathiformes; Syngnathidae. Gene Ontology annotation, cellular component: SMN complex.